AUAUAUAUAUAUAUAUAUAAUAUUAGGGGUCCUCUCCAUCUUCACUAAGACGAGUUGCAAAGCCUUAUAAAAAUGUUAAAUUUGUUUGUAACAUAAUUGGUUACAUCAGAUUUUUGUAAACUAUUUUCUUUGUCCUUUGCCACAUCACCUUUCUGGUCCCUGUCUCUAUUUGGUAGAAGUUAAAUCAAUUUCAAAUUUUUUUGGUAAGUGCGGUCCAUAUCACUUCCAUGUGUCUAUCUAUAUUUUCUUCAAAGGUAAGAGAUAUAAAUGUAUUUUCACAUUGAGAGAAGAGAAAGACACAUGGGAGUACUAGCAUAAACCACACUUUUCCAAUAUAAAAUGUUUUUGAGAGAGAGUCCCCUAAAAGCCAGGGUGGAACCUACACUAGCAUGGGGAUUAAUGUGAGCAUGCACGAAACAUCAUCGAUAGUGAGAUUUUCAUUUGAUCUUUGAGCAUGCACGAAACAUCUUCAAUAGUGAGAUUUUCAUUUGAACUUUUUGCUAUUCUCUAUGUUUGGAUGUGAAGGUCUUUGCCUUAUAGGCAUGAUUUGAAGUAUCUCCGAUAUAGUUACCAAAAAGAAAAAAAAAAUCUCUGAUAUCAAUACGAUACCCUCUUAUAUGUAUCUUAAAUUUAGUUGACGAUAUUUUAAUUCUUGAUCUUUAACAUAUCUUAGUACAUCUCUAAUACGAUACAAUAUCCUCUUAUACACAUCUUAAAUUUAACCUAUUGAUACAAUCGAUAUCGUAAUCCUCGUUGGGAGGCUGCUGUUUUUUUUUUUUUCUUUUUUCUGGAUGUGGAGGCCACUCUCUAUGUCUGGGUGAAUCUAGCUUCCGGUCUACGGUUGUUCCGGUAGAGUCGCUCUCUUCAACCGUCCGAUUUUUUUUUUACUAAUAGCUACCGAGAACGUCGCCUUCCGCUUUGGUUUCUUUGUUUAUUCUUCUCUCAUUCAAAAGAGAUUCUAAUCCAACGGAUACAUGGUGAACUAUAAACGAUUCCAAUCCAACGGAUUUUAGUCCUUAGUCCUUGCUGAAGUCCGGGUUUUACUUGUUCCCGUCAUUAAAAUCUCUUCACGGUCCACGGUCUACAGUCCACAGUCCUCGCUCGCAAUCACCACUCUCUCUCUCUCUCUCUCUCUCUCUCUCUAACCAUCUCUGUUAGCAAAAGAGAGAGGGGGACCUGUUCUUCAGUUCUUGAGUAUUUGCAGAAGAAAUGGAGAGCGGCCUCGUAUUUGCAGCUCAACCCAACCAUCUUCUCUCACCUUCACCCAACGUCACGAAACUCCUCUUCCCUGCCUUCUUCACUGACAGAAAACGGUUACCUUCUUCCUCAUCUUUAAAGAAUAAGCUCCGUUUCAGCUCCUCUCACCUCCAUUUGGCAUCCACUACGCGGUGUAAAGCGAAGUCAUUGUCUGCUCUUGGCAGUGAAGCAUUGGAGUGGGCUGAUAUAAGUUGGGACGACCUUAGAUUUGGUCUUGUGCCGACCGAUUAUAUGUAUGUCACAAAAUGCCUCAAAGGUGGCGACUUUCCUGAUGGUGAAUUAGUGCGUUUUGGGAACAUUGAAUUGAGCCCAUCGGCUGGAGUUUUAAAUUAUGGACAGGGAUUAUUUGAAGGUUUGAAAGCAUACAGGAAAGAAGAUGGUUCUGUUGUACUUUUUCGUCCCAAGGAGAAUGCAUUGCGGAUGAGGAUGGGUGCAGAGAGGAUGUGUAUGACAGCCCCAACUGUUGAACACUUUGUGGAAGCCGUUAAGCUCACCGUGUUGGCAAAUAAGCGUUGGGUUCCUCCUCCAGGUAAAGGCUCCCUAUAUAUCAGACCACUGCUUAUGGGAAGUGGAGAUGUUCUUGGUGUUGCACCUUCCCCUGAAUACACUUUUCUGAUUUACGUUUCUCCUGUUGGGAACUAUUUCAAGGAGGGUCUAGCACCAAUUCAUUUGAUUGUUGAGAAUGAAUUCCAUCGUGCAACUCCUGGUGGAACUGGAGGUGUAAAGACCAUAGGAAACUAUGCUGCGGUUUUGAAGCCACAAAGUGGAGCAAAAGCCAAAGGCUACUCAGACGUCCUGUACCUGGAUUCUAUCCACAAAAGAUAUUUGGAAGAGGUUUCCUCUUGUAAUGUUUUUGUCGUGAAGGAUUCAGUUAUUUCCACUCCAGCAAUAACAGGAACAAUCUUGCCUGGCAUUACGCGGAAGAGUAUAAUUGAUGUUGCCCGAAGCCUAGGAUUCCAGGUUGGGGAACGCCUUGUAUCAGUGGAGGAGUUGCUUGAUGCUGAUGAAGUUUUCUGCACAGGAACAGCAGUGGUUGUGUCACCUGUGGGAAGCAUUGCAUACCUUGGUAAAAGGGUUUCUUAUGGAGACAGAAAAGUCGGUGUUGUAUCACAGCAACUCUAUACAACACUCACAAGACUGCAGAUGGGUCUUUUAGAAGACAAAAUGGGUUGGACUGUUGAGUUGUAGUAGGCAGAGUAGCAGUAGCCAAUUGAUUUGUCGGCAUUAUACAUGGGUAAGAUCCUCACUGUUACCAUGGAGUGUGAACAAUGCUCAGUAUGCAUUCUUUCCUUGACAAUCUGAGAAUAAAGGUCAAUAUUCAAGAAUGUCAAAUUCCAAAUUCCUUCAUGUUUUUCACUUGCUUGCAUUCACAAAGCAUAUGGGCUUAUUAGGUAUAUUGUUCUUACAUCCAUAACAUAAGAAGAUGACAAUCAAACAACAUGAGCCACUGGACUUCUGAUAUGCAUUUUCCAAUUUGACCCACCUCCUGGAUGAGACAUAAGUGAAGAAACAGACCUGCAGUUGUGGAUCUAUAGCUGUCCAGUCAGGAAGUUGUAUGGGGUGGCAAAUUGAAGUCAAAGGUUGAGAAAAUGUUGAGAAAAUGCAAUUCCAUUCUUCCAACAAUUCAUUUGUUCAGUUGCAGCAAAGUAUAACUCCGAAGGUUGUCACCAGGCACAAACUCAACAGUGCUUAUAACCUUUUUGUUACUCUUAUUCUGUAGCUUAGGAAGCCGUUCUGUACUGUUUUAAUCUUUUAGUGAUGGGUGAACUCUGGCACCUUUUGCUUUAGUGUAGACUGAUCUUUACAUGCCUUGACAAGCCAACCAUUCAAUGAAACUUCUUGGUCUUCAACCA
Messenger RNA from Macadamia integrifolia, 3110 nucleotides. Its product is annotated as branched-chain amino acid aminotransferase 2, chloroplastic-like. The record is from RefSeq and is a predicted model, not a curated record. The transcript is spliced from 10 exons. Gene Ontology annotation, biological process: branched-chain amino acid metabolic process. Gene Ontology annotation, cellular component: chloroplast. Bases 1210 to 2445 code for a protein of 411 amino acids. Gene Ontology annotation, molecular function: branched-chain-amino-acid:2-oxoglutarate transaminase activity. NCBI's taxonomy places the organism in Eukaryota, Viridiplantae, Streptophyta, Magnoliopsida, Proteales, Proteaceae.